UAAGGAGCACAGCUCCACAAGAAAUAAUAUUGUAAACUGACCAUCAGGACUUAGAGUAGAUAAUAGCAAUGCUCUUAAAUAUUUUGAUGCAAUGCGUUUUUGUUGGUACAUGUUACCUUUUAUCAAUUGUUAUUUCAUGUGGAACAUUUAAAACCGGCUUGUUUUCCUUCUACGGGUGGCAAGAUCAUCUGAAUUUUUCAUCGGAACAAAGAACAGUAAUUUAUGGAGCAAGUGAUUUUGAAGCAACACCUAUAUUUUGUGCUAUCAACUGUGCUCAAAACAGAACUUGUAUUAUGUUCUACAUUUGCAGCCUCAGCGGCCACAAUAUGUGUGUUUUAUCCUCUCUCUAUGAUCAGAAUACAAACCAAAAUGAAUCAAUGCCAUGCAUUGCAUAUAAACUUAAAAAAGACUGCGACAUUGAUCAUGUGUAUAAUAGACACAACAACGUGUGCGUGAAGUGUUCUCCAUACUGCGAAUACAAAGACUGUGAAGACGUUAAGCUUAUCCACGGUUCCACUGGACUGUACUCUCUGUCGCUAGGAGGCAGCACCGUACCUGUUUGGUGCGACAUGGACACGGAUAAUGGCGGCUGGAUUGUAAUACAGCGUAGAAUAAACGGAUCUGUAGAUUUUUAUAGAGGUUGGGAUGACUACAAAAUGGGUUUUGGUGACCCAAGUGGCGAAUACUGGAUAGGGCUUCAAAAUCUUCAUGAAAUUACCAGCCAGGGUAAAUUUAUUCUACGAAUUGAUAUGGAGUUCUCUUCACAGAAUUACUAUGCCAGAUAUUCGGACUUUUUCAUUCAGUCUGAGAAUAGCAGUUUUCGUUUGAACUUUUCCGCUUUUUUGGGAGGCAAUGCAGGUGAUAGUUUAUCUUUACAUAAUGGACGGCCUUUUUCAACAUUUGACCGAGAUAAUGAUGAUGGACCCCGCAGUUUAAACUGUGCUAUUGAAUUCUGUGGUGCCUGGUGGUACGCAGGGUGCCAUGAAUCCAACCUGAAUGGACUUUAUCAGAAUACUACGUACGGCAAAGGGAUUAACUGGAAAUCAAUAACUGGUCACUACCAGUCUUUGUCCUAUGUAGAAAUGAAAAUUAAGCGGUCAUAAAGUACACAAGAAAUCGUGUCGACGACUUGAAGACAAAGGGAGUUUGAUGCAAUAGAAUCAUCGUGGUGACGCUGCAAAAUCAAAAUUUAGAAUAUG
This is a messenger RNA of Magallana angulata, 1199 nucleotides long. RefSeq names its product microfibril-associated glycoprotein 4-like. NCBI's taxonomy places the organism in Eukaryota, Metazoa, Mollusca, Bivalvia, Ostreida, Ostreidae. The coding region runs from base 69 to 1103 and encodes 344 amino acids. The transcript is spliced from 7 exons. The record is from RefSeq and is a predicted model, not a curated record.